UUUUCAAAAGACAGCUUAAAAACUUGUAUUAGGUGUAAUUAUGGUGCUGAAGCAGUUUAACAGCAGCCCCAAACUCAAAAUAUCUGAAAAACUCUUCGGUCUUUUUGAAAAUGCAAUAUUUGUCAGGAGGGGCAUGUUAAUGUUUUUGGCAGGGCUAUGCCAGGCUAUAAGCAUGUAUUUAAACACCUUUGCAGCAAGAUAAGGAAAAGAAGUAUUAACACACCAGUGUCCAGAGCAGAUAAGAUACUCUGGGUGUGUAGUUUGUUUCUUUUUUUUCUGAAACUCUUCAUUUAGCACUAAAGCGGUACAUGUGUCAGAUGAUUCUAUGUUGGAAUUAAGCUCUUUUUCAUAUAUAUUUAUAAAUUAAGCAACUGCAAAUGGAGAGCUUAGAAAAGGACCAUUCCUAUUCUGAAAAUCCACAGCAGCCGGUGGUCUCAGCGGAGGACUAUGCAGUUCCAGAGGUUGUAGUCACACGCCAUUUGAGAGACCGAGAGCUGCUCAGAAAAAGGAAAGCCGAGGCGGAAGAAAAAAACACUCACCAGUGGGUCCUGAGGGAGCAGAAGAGGAGCAAGCCAACAGGAAGGGGAAGAGGGGCCCGCCGAGGCCGAGGCCGAGGCAGAGGCAGAGGCCAGCAGCAGGCUCCAGAGCCACAGGAAGAACCUCAGCCAGAAGUGGUGGAGGAAGAAAAGCCUGAGCUACAGGUGACUAAAUUGGAGGAGGAGGCCCAGAAGAGUCUAGAUCUCCCAGUGAAGUCUUCUAUCCCUUUCCUGGAAGCUGGAGAACUAUAUACUCAGAAGGAACUAGCGGAAGGAAUCCCCCUUGCAAGUGCUGCUGAGGAGCUGUGCACUCAGCAAGAAACAGCUGGUGCAAUCCCAGCCGGAAGUGCUGUUUUCUCCAUGGAACCAGAGGAGACACCAAGAUCAGAAGAACCACGAGAAAUUCCUCAGUCUGUGGGAAAUGACCAUUUGGAACAAGAGUUCUAUGGCUCUCUUUAAUUGGCAGUAAUUUUCCACAGUUCAACUUGAAACACUGUUAGAAUACAUGAUAUUCUUGUGUGAGCAAUAAAAGCCAGUGGCCUUUGCUGCUGUCACCUUUCUGCAAUUUCCUUGGA
Molecule: messenger RNA, 1111 nt
Organism: Zootoca vivipara (common lizard)
Lineage: Eukaryota; Metazoa; Chordata; Lepidosauria; Squamata; Lacertidae
Gene: HEMGN
Product: hemogen
Biological process (GO): regulation of osteoblast differentiation; cell differentiation
Cellular component (GO): nucleoplasm
Source: RefSeq, a predicted model, not a curated record